Molecule: messenger RNA, 2787 nt
Organism: Magnusiomyces paraingens
Lineage: Eukaryota; Fungi; Ascomycota; Dipodascomycetes; Dipodascales; Dipodascaceae
Exons: 2
Coding region: 1-2787 (928 amino acids)
Cellular component (GO): nucleus
Molecular function (GO): RNA polymerase II CTD heptapeptide repeat phosphatase activity
Source: RefSeq, a predicted model, not a curated record
AUGGAACCUGUAACAUCAACUCAGGUAAAACUUCCAUCAACUACUAUUUUUCCUGUCGUUAUAACGGCUCUGCUUAAUUCUGUUGGUGAUGAGGUCACAAAACAUAGCCCUAUUCUUAGAUUUAAAUAUUGGAAUUUUGUUGAAGAACUAAGUGACACCGAUGACGGAGAGGAACCUAAACGUGUCGAAAAAGAAUUUUAUUCUACAUUUGAGGUUCCUAUAGAUGGUGAACUUUCAGAAUGGAAUGUUACUAUUGGACAGGAGAUAGAAAAUUCUUCAUAUCCCAUUGCACGGAUUCGUGAACCAUGUACACAUUCAAUACAAUUCAGCGGACUUUGUGGAAUUUGUGGAAAGUCGUUAGAUAAAGAAAAAGAUUAUGCUGAGUUCAAUAAUGUGGAUCGAUCUUUUUUUAAUAUGUCCCAUGACACCUCUGGUCUUACAGUAUCGUACGAUGAAGCUCAAAUAAUUGAAAAAAAGUCAUCAAGUCAAUUGAUUCAGCGUAAAAAGUUAAUAUUAGUAGUUGAUUUGGAUCAAACCGUCAUUCAAGCUGCAAUAGAUCCCAGAAUUGGAAUAGUGAAAAACAACCCACUAGACGCAAAUUAUCAACUUAUAAAAGAUGUUGAAUCAUUUGAACUUCAGGAAGAAUUUACUGUCCAAGGAACUGAAAAUAUUCCAAGUAGGCGAAAUACGACUACAGCAAUGUAUUAUGUUAAAGUUAGGCCUGGCCUUGACCUUUUUUUACAGCAUAUGCAUCAACUAUAUGAAAUGCACGUCUACACAAUGGCAACGAGGUCCUAUGCCGUUGCUAUUGCUAAAAUUAUAGACCCUCAAGGCAUAUAUUUUGCUGAUCGAAUUUUAUCCCGUGAUGAAAGUGGAAGCAUGUAUCAGAAAUCUCUCAAGCGUCUUUUCCCUGUUUCUACCGCCAUGGUGGCUAUUAUUGAUGAUAGAGGUGAUGUUUGGGAGUGGAGUCCAAAUCUCAUUAAAGUUGUUCCAUAUAAUUUUUUUCGCACCGGUGACAUAAAUGCACCACUUCCAAUUUCUCAACAAGGAAACUAUAUUCAAGAUACUAUUUUGGAAUUGGAUGAAACAUUUGAUUCAAGCAUUUUAGUCACAGACUCAGAGAACCCUUCUGAAAUCCAGAUUUUAGAAAAAAACCAAAUUCAGGACUUCAAAUCAGAAACUGAUACUUAUUUGAAAAAUCCUUCUCUCUCUGAUAAAGUUCUUGUUGCCGAACCUUCAGAAGAAGAUGGUGAUCUUCUUGUAAUUAAAGAGGAACCAAAAUUGAACAAUGAUUUAUUUUUAAAUAAAAAAAAUGAUAGUGAAGGUUUGAUGAAUUCGGAAAACAAUCCUUUCUCAAAUAAAAAGGCAAAUUCUUCAUCAAACGGAAAAAAUGCAUAUUCUCAGGAGGAGGUUGCGAUUAAGGCCGCAAAUAACUUGGAUAAAGACCUAAUUACGAAUGGUAAUAUAAUUAAUGAAAAUGGAAAUGAAAAUCAUGAUAACGACGAAAACACACCUAACAGCGACCCUACCAGCAUAAUAGGAUACUUAUUACAAGACAAUGACAAUGAACUUUUCAAUAUUGAAAAUGCAUUAAAGAAACUUCAUUCUAGGUUUUACGAGGAUUUUGAUAAAAUUUCGGUUAAAAAGGGAGGCUCUCAAAAUAUUCGAGAAGAGGAUCUACCUGAUGUUGGAAACAUUCUUCCUAAAAUGAAACAAGCUGUUUUUGAUGAUUGUGUGAUACUUUUUUCAGGCUAUAUAGAUCAUGGCACACCAUUUAAUAAUGCUGACAUUGUUCAAUGGGUUCGCAGCUUUGGAGCCAUUGUUGUUGCUGAAAUGAUUGGUUCAGUUACACAUGUUGUUUCGAAAUCAAACAGAACUGCGAAAGCUCGCAAGGCUUUUAAGAAUCCUAAAAUUAAAGUUGUUACUAUUGACUGGAUUUACAAAUGCAUUGCAUCUUGGGAACACGUUUCUGAAGAUAACUAUAUUCUUAAACCUUCUCUUCGUGAUAAUAUUGAAAUAGAAGAAGAAAGCCCUCAAAAUCUAGAAAAUAUAAACGAUAUGGAAGAUGUUGAUACUGAAGCUUUUGUUAUAUCCUUAAAUUCUGGUAAGAUUGAUUGGGAUGAAAUGAAUGAAGAGAUAAGGGAGUUUGUUGAAACUUCUGAUGAAGAGGAUAAUGCAGAAGAUAACGACAAGGAUAAUACUGAUACUAAUCAUAAAAAUAAGGAUUUAAGUGUAUCCGGAAAAAUGCCUGUUAAAUCAAUAGAAGAUUCUUUUUCAAACCAGCCAGCCAUAAAAAAUGAAAAAGAAAAUGAAAAAAGCAAAGUUGACGAAAAGAUUAACUAUAAGGGUCCAAAUGAACAUAAUGAAGAUGACGACAAUAAUGCUGAUGAUAAUGAUGACAGUGAUGAUGAUAGUGAUGAUGACAGUGAUGAUGAUAGUGAUGAUGGUAGUGAUGAGGAUGGUGAUGAGGAUGGUGAUGAUGAGGAUGAGGAUGAGGAUGAGGAUGAGGAUGAGGAUGAGGAUGAGGAUGAGGAUGACAAUGAUGAAGAUGAAGAUGAAGAUGAAAAUGGAGAUGACUAUAACAAUGACAAUGACAAUGACAAUGCCAGUGUCAAGAAUGGUAAUGGCAAAUACAACAAUAAUAAUAGCGAUAUUUAUAAAGACUAUGGUGAUAACUACGAUCAUGAAAACAUACACCCUAAAAAACGUCAGAAAUUGGUUGAUACAGGCGAGGAAAGUGAUGACUACGAUGCCAUUGCAGCGGAAUUAGAACUUGAUCUCUUAUGA